Molecule: messenger RNA, 2259 nt
Organism: Moesziomyces antarcticus
Lineage: Eukaryota; Fungi; Basidiomycota; Ustilaginomycetes; Ustilaginales; Ustilaginaceae
Exons: 1
Coding region: 1-2259 (752 amino acids)
Biological process (GO): transcription by RNA polymerase III; transcription preinitiation complex assembly; DNA-templated transcription initiation
Cellular component (GO): transcription factor TFIIIB complex; nucleus; transcription preinitiation complex
Molecular function (GO): RNA polymerase III type 3 promoter sequence-specific DNA binding; RNA polymerase III general transcription initiation factor activity; TBP-class protein binding
Source: RefSeq, a predicted model, not a curated record
AUGAAGUGCACAAAUUGUGGCUCGUCGGCCAUCGACUACGCCGACAACCAGGCGGUGUGUUCGCAAUGUGGUGUGGUGCUCGAAGAGUCGCAGAUCGUGAGCGACAUCACGUUCGGCGAAAACUCGGCGGGUGGUGCGGUGGUGCAAGGUAGCAUGAUCGCCGCCGACCAGGCGCGUGCGCGCGUCUCGGGCCCCGGCGGCUUCCGCGGCGGCUACGUGAGCGAGUCGCGCGAGAUGACCAUCUCCAACGCGCGCACGGGCAUCCACAACAUGGCGUCGGCGCUGCGCAUCCCCUCGCACGUCGCCGACCGAGCGUUACGCUUCUUCACGCUCGCGCUCGACGGCGGCGCCUCGGCAGCCACGGGCGACGAACCCAAGAACUACGUGCUGGGUCGCAAGUCCGAAUACACGGUGGCGAGCUGCCUGUACGUGGCGUGCCGCAUGGAGAAGACCACGCACAUGCUCAUCGACUUUGCCGACGCGAUCCAGGUCAACGUGUUCAUCCUCGGGCGCUCGUACCUCAAGCUCAUCCGCGUGCUCAACCUGCGCCUGCCGCUCAUCGACCCGAGCAUCUACAUUGCACGCUUCGCCGCGCUGCUCGACUUUGGCGACGAGACGCAAAAGGUGGCGUACGACGCCUCGCGCCUCGUCUCGCGCUUCCAGAAGGACUGGAUCACCGAGGGCCGUCGGCCGGCGGGCAUCUGCGGCGCGUGCCUCAUGCUCGCCGCGCGCAUGAACCACUUCCGCCGCUCGGUGAGCGAGGUGAUCCAGGUGGUCAAGAUCGCCGACGUCACGCUCCGCGCGCGUCUGGACGAGUUCAAAAAGACGCCGAGCGGUCAGCUCACCGUGCAGGACUUCCGCGACGUGUGGCUCGAGGAGGAGCAUGCGCCGCCGGCGUUCCUGCGCGCGCGCGAGCCAGCCACCAACAAACGCAAGCGCAAAUCGUACAAGGGUAUCCAGCUCGAAGGCGUCAAGGACACAGACGCGGCCGAGGGCUCGGAUGCCGAUGCGGAUGCCGACGUCGAGGCGGAGGCAGACGGCACGAGUGGUGCCACCAACGGCCCCACUGACGGUGCUGACAAAGGCGCGCCAUCGAAUGGUACGGAGAACAUUGAUCCGGAGCUGGAAAAGGUGGUGGACGAGGCGACGGAGCAGGAGAUCCAGCAGUACUUGCAGCAGAGCCUAGCGCAGGAGCUCGACCGUGCGCUCGAGAUGCAGGAGCGCGAGCGGGAGGAACGCGCCAAGUCCGGCAAGGUCGGCGGUGCAGUUGGAUCGUCUCGAGCGUCGACGGAUGCGAUCCAGGGCGUAGACGCACCCAUCCCGGACGACAAUGUGGCCGGACCGUCGGGCUCGCGCGAGACGCUCGACAUGAGCAAGGCAGGCAAGCUGUUGCCGCUGGGCGGAUUAGGCAUGGAUGUGCAAGGCACGUUUGGCGACCGAGCCGAUGCCAGCGCCACAACAACAGCAGCACCAACAAGAACAGCAGCGGAAGCCGAGGGGUCUACGAGCGGGGGCCGGCGACGAAGUGUAGCUGCGGCGGGGGUGGACGAGCUCGCAGAUCUGGACGAGGAGGAGCUGGAUCGGUUCAUCCUGUCGCCCGAGGAGGUGCGGAUCAAGGAGCGCGUGUGGAUGGAGUUCAACAAGGACUGGAUGGAGCAGACGCUCAAGAAGCAGCUCAAGCUGGAGCACGACCAGAAGAUGGGCGUGCCGAUCCGCGAGCCGUACAAGCGCAAGAAGCCCAAGGCGCCGCGCGAUGCGUCGACGGCCAUGCACACCAGCUCGGCGGCCGAGAGCGCCAAGAUGAUGCUCAAGCAGAAGCAGUUCAGCAAGAAGAUCAACUACGAUGCGCUCAACAAUCUGUUCCCGGGCGCCAAGCAGGUUGGGGGCAGCAGCAAGGGGAGGGGUGGGAGGAAGCGGGAGCGCAAGAGAGGGAGGCAGGAGAGUAGCGACGAAUCGUCGAGCGAGGACGAGCGCGGGAGGAGGCAGAGGGGGAAGUACUUUGGAUCGGGCGACGAGGCGCAGGUGGUGGAGGAGGACGGCGAUGUGCUGCCGCGCUCGCACCCGCUGCGACGCAACGAGACGCGGCUCAACCGGCGCGGCCAUUCGUCGGCCGCCGAGGAGUCCGGUGGUGCGACGGAUCUGGGCGACGAGGUGGACGAGUGGGCGGACGACGACGCGCUCGAUGUCAACGCGGACAUGCGCAAGAAGCUGGGCUACUUUGUGGAGCACGACGACGACGAGGGCGAGGAGACUGACUAG